This is a messenger RNA of Mixia osmundae IAM 14324, 2238 nucleotides long. RefSeq lists its product as uncharacterized. The record is from RefSeq and is a predicted model, not a curated record. The coding region runs from base 1 to 2238 and encodes 745 amino acids. The transcript is spliced from 3 exons. NCBI's taxonomy places the organism in Eukaryota, Fungi, Basidiomycota, Mixiomycetes, Mixiales, Mixiaceae.
AUGCAGCACGCCAGCAGCGUGGAACGCCAGCCAGGCAAGUCUCCGGAGAACUCGAUGCACAGGCUGCACGAUCGAAGCGAAUAUGAGAGCACCUACGCUAGCACGGAUUUGCCCGAUACGAUGUUGCAAGCACUGUCAACGCCUCACAUGCUGCCCGUUCCGACAUCAUAUGCCCCUGACCUCGCAGGCAAUAGCGAAGCUGCGCAAGGCAUGCAUGAUUCGGAAUCGAGUGCAUUCAUACAUCCUGCUCUCAUCAGCGCACUCGCUUCCAGUGGUUCGAAGGAAUCGCUCAAUCGCGUCUCAGACCCUCUGCAAGGCGGCAGUCCUGUCAAGCGAAGCGAGCUCAUCCGCGGCAGCGCUGCCUCGCCACAGCAGCCACUCAAUGGCGCACAGGAUCUGCGCUCAGUUCCGGUGCGCUGGACAAGCGCAUCAGCUGCCACUCAGGGUGUAGUGUAUGCCUUUGACGGAGACGAAAGCCUCUCGGCUGGCAGUUCGUAUGAUCAGGCAGCUCCGUCCGACAGCCAGCUCAGCCGCGCAUAUGUUCUCUCUCAGCCGGCCUCACGACAGUCUUCAUUGGCAGCUUCAAAUGGCACGCGCAAAGCCGUCCGAGCUAGAUCGAAAGAUUCAGAACGCGAAAAACCGGCGCGCUAUCAUGACGUGCCAAACAACAUACAGGACUCGGACGAAGAGGAUACAGAUGGUGCCCGCCCAGACGGGUCUAUCCCUUACGAUCCGGAGACCAACGAACGCGUCUUCAUAUGCAGCUAUUGCGGCAAGGAGUACAACGGAAAGCAUGCUCGUAGCAUCUGGCGACGGCAUCUCAACGACAAGCACAAAAUUCCGCUCAGUCAACAGCCUCGGAAGACCCGCUGGGAUAACGAUGCUAAUAGACCGAAAGAUGACGAGGAGAGGAGGCAGCGCACGCUCGAGUCUAAGCGACGUUGGGCGCGAAAAAACCGCGAAGCGCAGCGUGCGAAAGAUCGGGAAGCCAUGGCUGCCGCCGGGCUGGUCCCGCGAGGCACGCCGAAACGAGAGAAAGCUGCUGUCAAAUCCCGUCGCGAGAGUCCCGGCAACACAGAAAUUUCGCGACCACUUCCCAGCGUGAGGCAGUCGAAUGACUACAUGUCAUCCAGUCGAUCUGAUGGACCGCCGACUAAUCACGUGGAUGUCUUUGGCUCGAUGCCAAUCACUCGCGCACUCUCCGACAGCGCACUCGAGCCUCGCAGGUACAUCGAGCUCCAGGAACCUGAACCAGCUUCCACCGGGCCCCAGCCUGGCUCUGCCGAAGCAGCCUCGAUUCUACUUGCUCUUGCCACGUCUGCCUCAUCGUCUCCUGCGCCUGGCAAUGUACAGUCUGACGAGGAUUUUGAGGAUCCGGACAGAGAAUCGAUGACCAAGCAGACACGAUCUUCCCAACCCCCGAGGCACAUACCAUCAUCUGGAGGGCGUAAGCGUAGCAUGCUCCUCGAUACCUUGCAGGUCAACACACAAGAGCAGCCAUUUUACAAGAGAACGCGACAUAUGUCGUAUGAUUCGCGUGUACCUUUUGCUGCCUCCACACUACGUAUCGAGCAAUCUUCACCGGAAGUGUUCAGUCGCGGCAGUCAUAGUGACAGCGAAUCAAUGACCAGUCCUGUCAACAGCAAUGCCAUGCUAGCUGGACCCAGCAUGCUAUCCAGGCGUAGACGGGCAGUCUCAGCCCAGCCCGCAAUCGCGGGUGACUUGUCGGGUGAUGAUGAUGCUAUGACCUUUCCGCCCCUGCUGACCUCGCCUAUCAUCGAGAUGCAUCGAGCUGAGAAGGGAGUCUCGUCCACUCCGCCGGCUUUUGGCAGUCACAACAGCAUGCGACCUCCAGGUCCUUCGUCAUCCUCGUCUUAUAGCGUGCUCAACACGCCGCAUCUGCCAAUGGCAGCCCCAGCAACGAUCGGCAGAAAGCUGCCGUCCUUCUAUCUCGCUCAAACUGGUCAUGCCUCGAUACCAACGCCAUUUCGGGGCUUCUAUCAUCCGGAAGCAAAGUCGUCGCCAGCGGGCCCGCUCGGCUAUCAUCAUGCACUCAAUCGAGACGGCGGCGAUCUUUUCUCAAGCCCUGCUCAUCCAUCGAUGAGCCGAUCACUUGGUCUGUGCCCUACAGACACACAUCAUCACGCGUAUCAGCACGCAUUACCCGAAGGUACUGAUCCGGCUUGGCUGCAAUCGAGUCCCGUCGUUCGCAAGCAUCUCGCGAACAAACGCAAAUAG